Balaenoptera ricei (Rice's whale) is the source of this 1140-nucleotide messenger RNA. RefSeq names its product Fc receptor like A (gene FCRLA). The coding region runs from base 16 to 1101 and encodes 361 amino acids. The record is from RefSeq and is a predicted model, not a curated record. Gene Ontology annotation, molecular function: transmembrane signaling receptor activity. The transcript is spliced from 5 exons. NCBI's taxonomy places the organism in Eukaryota, Metazoa, Chordata, Mammalia, Artiodactyla, Balaenopteridae. Gene Ontology annotation, biological process: cell surface receptor signaling pathway.
CUAAACACAGUCACCAUGAAGCUGGGCUGUGUCCUCAUGGCUGGGGCCUUCUACUUUUCUCCUGCUAUGCUCUGGGCAGCCCAGAUGCUGCUGGCUGCCAGUUUUGAGGCGCUCCAGUGCGAAGGACCUGUCAGCACCCAGGAGAGCAGUUGCCACCCUGAGGAUGACUUGACGGACCCAAGAGAAGUCGACUUCCAGGUCAAGGGCUACACUUUCAGCGCACCCUUCCAUCUGGUUGUGUCCUACGACUGGCUGAUCCUCCAAAGUCCAACCUGGCCUAUAUUUGAAGGAGACCCUCUGGUUCUGCGCUGUCAGGCCUGGCAAGACUGGCCACUGACCCAGGUCACCUUUUACCAAGAUGGCUCAGCCCUGGGUCCCCCUGGACCUAACAAGGAAUUCUCCAUCGCCGUGGUGCAAAAGGAAGACAGCGGGCAUUACCACUGCAGUGCUAUCUUCAGGAGCCCUGGUCCUGGGAGCCCAGAAACGGCAUCUCCCGUGGCUAUUACAGUUCAAGAACUGUUUCAAGCCCCGGUUCUCAGAGCCACACCCUCAGCUGAGCCCCAAGAGGGAAGCCCGGUAACCCUGAGCUGUCAGACAAAGCUGCCCCUGCAGAGGUCGGCUGCCCGCCUCCUCUUCUCCUUCUACAAGGACAGCAGGACAGUGCGCAGCAGGGGCCCUUCCUCAGAAUUCCAGAUCCCCACUGCUUCGGAGGCACACUCUGGGUCCUACUGGUGUGAAGCAGCCACUGAGAACAACCAAGUUUGGAAACAGAGCCCCAAGCUGGAGAUCCGGGUGCAGGGUCCCUCCAGCCCUGCUGCACCCCCCACAUUGAAUCCAGCUCCUCAGAAAUCAGCUGCUCCAGAAACUACUUCCACGGAGCCCCCUGGGCCUCUGCCUCCACGGCCCACCCCUUCUUCUAAGGAUCUGGGCUCCUCUUCUCCUCUGCAGUUCCCAGAUCCCCAUCUGCAUCACCAGAUGGGUGUUCUCCUCAAACAAAUGCAGGAUAUGAGGGUCAUCCUUGGUCACCUGGUCAUGGAGCUGAGGGACUUGUCUAGCCACCUGAAGCUCAAGACCACAAAGGGUCCUGCCAAAUAUGAGUAAACAAUUCACCUGCCGUGUUGCUCAACUACCCCCAAUAAA